AUGGGUCAUAAAUCACUCAAGGACACAGCCAAGGACAACCCCAGUCAACUUGGCGACCCAGUAUCUCUAAAGGCCGAGACAUCGAACACAGAGCCUACUGAGAAGGACCGCCCCAACAAGUCAGGCGAUGGACACAAGUCACUCAAAGACCUAGCAAAGCAGAAUCCCACCCAGCUAGGAGACCCUGUGAGCUUGAGAGCCGAGACCAGCGACACCGAACCAACAGAGAACGACCGGGGAGCAAGCAAGGCACACCCCGAAAAGACAGGGAAGCCAAAGUUGUAG
Aureobasidium melanogenum CBS 110374 is the source of this 285-nucleotide messenger RNA. RefSeq lists its product as uncharacterized. NCBI's taxonomy places the organism in Eukaryota, Fungi, Ascomycota, Dothideomycetes, Dothideales, Saccotheciaceae. The coding region runs from base 1 to 285 and encodes 94 amino acids. The record is from RefSeq and is a predicted model, not a curated record. The transcript is spliced from 2 exons.